Messenger RNA from Micromonas commoda, 1410 nucleotides. RefSeq lists its product with no specific name. NCBI's taxonomy places the organism in Eukaryota, Viridiplantae, Chlorophyta, Mamiellophyceae, Mamiellales, Mamiellaceae. The transcript is spliced from 2 exons. Bases 1 to 1410 code for a protein of 469 amino acids. The record is from RefSeq and is a predicted model, not a curated record.
AUGGCAUCGUCCGCGUGCUGCCGCUCCAUCGCGCCGACUCGCGCGGUCGCGAUUCGGGGCCGAGACGCGCGCGGCUCGCGGCGGCGAGACGCACUCUCCGCGCCUCAUCGGAAGUUAUCACCAUCCCGGAGAGGAGAUGCGCGCCGAUCGGUGAUCGCGUCGUCCGGAUCCCGGCCGGUCGUCGCCGCCUCCGCGCCCACGCACACCGGCGCGCACAUCGUCUGGAUCCGCGUCGGCGACCUCCGCGUCCACGACCACCCGGGCCUCCACGCCGCCUCCCUCCUCCCGCCGUCGGUCCCGAUCGUCCCGUUGUUCGUCUUCGACCCCGAGGAGGCUGCGAACACCACCCCGGCGUUCCAGAGGCUGGUCCACGAGGCCGUCCGCGAACUCCGCGUCGCCCUGAGGGACCGCGGCGCGGACCUCGUCGUCAGGGUCGGAUCACCCGCGACGCACGUCGAGCGCAUCGCGAAAGAGACCGGGGCGUCCUCGCUGUCGUGCAGGCGAGAGCUCGAGUGGUCCAGGAUGUCGACGCAUCGAGCGGCGCUGGCCGCGGCGCGCGGCGCGGGCGUCGAAUCGAUCCACGAGUGGUCCGCGCCCCUGCGCGAGUGCGCGGACGCCGUGAGGGCGACGGAGGAGGCCUACCUGACCACGGAGGCGAGGAACGAGAGGGGCGCGAGAGUCGCGCCGUGGGCCACCGAGAAUGAGUACAUCGCGGCUCGGGGCGCCGUCGCUCCGCCGCUGCCCCCGCCGCAAAGGCUGGCGGGGUACAAGACCCGCGGGAGCGAGUUGGAGGACCCGUUCGUCGGGGCGAUGCCCGAGCUGGACUCCACGCGCGCGUGGGCGAGGUUGCCGGACAGGGAAGAGGACGAGAGGUACGACGAGGCCGUCGCCGCCGCGCGCGCCGCGCUCGACGAUCCGGAGCUCGCGAAACGAAGGAAAGGACGGGCGCGAACCGACAACGCCUUCGUGAUGUUCAGCGAGGAGCGCAUGCUGGCGCUCGCCGCGGAGGAGGCGGAGGUGUCCAUCCCGCCCGUGCCCUUCCGAAUGCCCGGGGGCGAGGCGGAGACGCUGGCGAACUUCGCGGGUUUUCUCGACUUUUACACCGCCACCUCCAACAAGGAGUUUCGGAAGAUGUACGAGCGAGUGCUGGAGAACAAGCUCAGCGCCUUCUUCAGGCUGUUCGGCGGGUCCCUGGCGCUCGGAACCUUGAGCCCGCGGACGGUGUACGACGUCGCCAUGCGGUGGGAGGCGGAUUCGAAGAGGUCCACGGACCUGUGCGCAAACGCGCGUAACAUCGCGGCGGCGCGGGAUUACCAGGAGGCGUUGGCGGCGGCGGCGGUGACGGCGGGGGUGGAGGGGCCGGGUUUGCCCCUCGUCGGGGCCUACAACGUCACCCAGGGAUCGCUCUGA